AUGUUAACGCUAGUGCUGUUAGCGAUGACCCUAGCCCUAGCGGCUCCAGACUGGACCGAUUGUCCGAGCCCUUGCCGAUGUAAGUGGAGUUCGGGAAAGAAAACAGCAAUAUGCAAGGAAGCUGGAUUCACUGGCUUACCAGGAACCUUAGACGAGGGUAUACAAGUGUUGGAUCUUUCGGGUAAUGUCAUACCUAAACUGCCGAAAGCCGCCUUCAAGUCAGUUGGCCUAAUCAACCUCCAGCGAAUUUACUUUUCCACAGCUGGUUUGAGCGAAAUACAUCACGAAGCCUUCAAGGAUCUACUCAUACUAAUCGAAGUAGAUUUAUCGCAUAACAAAAUAUGCUCGCUGCAUCCAGAUACAUUCCGCGGCAACGAACGCUUGCGAGUACUUUACUUGAGCGGAAAUCCCCUAGGACAAUUAGUGCGAUCACAGUUUCCUUCCUUACCGCAUUUGAGAACUCUGGAACUAGAGGGUUGCCAGUUGGAGAUGAUCGAUAAGGAGUCCUUCAUACACUUAACUGCAUUAGAAACCCUCAAUUUGAGAAACAACGUAUUGACAAAUCUAUCAGAGACGGCUUUUAUGAAUUUUGCUCACUUGAAAACCCUUGCUCUUGACGGCAACCCGUGGAGAUGUGAUUGCGAUCUUCGAUAUUUUAAAGACUGGUUUCUGGCCAGUACGCUGCAUUCUGUAUCUCUUAUAUGUGCCAAUCCAGAGACCCUAAGUGGCCGCGCGUGGGACGAAGUACCCUCUGAGGAAUUUGCUUGCCCACCACAAGUGUUUGCUAAUUCACUACAACGAGUGCAGGCAGAGGCGGGCGGUAACGUUACCCUAGGAUGUCAUGUGACAGGCGACCCUGAGCCUCAAGUGUCCUGGCUCUACGAGGGCCAUCCUAUCAAUCACACGUGGCUCAUUGUAGAAGCCGAAGAAGGUCUAGUUGACAAGUGGACUAACAUAAGUAUUUAUAAUGUCAGCGACGCGGACGUUGGACUUUACACUUGCGUCGCGAGAAAUAGAUUGGACAUAGCUUCCGUGAACGUUAGUUUAGUGCUUCCGGAAGUGGUGACUGCUACUACCCUCAGUAAAUCGGACACAAACAUAGUGUGGUGGGGAUUAGUGGUAGUGGGUGUUGCAAUGGGCAUGUCUGCUGUGAUUACUGUGAUUGUGGUGUGCUGUGUGAGGCGGAGGAGUCAAAGCCAAAGGAGGAACAUGAAGACCAGUGUGAGCUUCACCGACCAAGAAAAGAAGCUGCUGGAAGUUAGCAUAGCGACCACUACGGACAGGGGAACUGGUAGCUGCGAGGCCUUAGGUCCGGAUCUCGAGCUAGCCGAUCCACCUGUCCACAUAACCAUAGAAAGAGAGCCAUUACCACUAGCUGUUUACCCACCACCCCCUGAGUUCUCAACUAGUACUCUGCCAGCCGGGGCCUACGGAAACAUUUUCAUCUCAGUGUCAGUGAGUCGAGACCCAUCGAUUGAUGUAUCUAGGUGUCCUGAUCUGUUGGACUUGCCCCAUAGGCCCAAGCCAAUCUACCAUGGUAUGGCAACGUUGCCAAGAAGGGCCUAUGCUGCUCCCCAGUACGAUAACAUGGGUCCCAGGGUGACUGCUGGGGGCAGUUCAACGUGGUCCCUACCCGAUGCUGCUGCCCCUGCUGGAACGGAGUUACCUCCCCCACCGCCACCCCCUUGCAUUUCGCUAACCCCUGAAUUUGUCUCUCUCUAA
This is a messenger RNA of Phaedon cochleariae (mustard beetle), 1722 nucleotides long. The record is from the annotation of a GenBank genome assembly. NCBI's taxonomy places the organism in Eukaryota, Metazoa, Arthropoda, Insecta, Coleoptera, Chrysomelidae.